AUGGCAGCGGCAACUCAAGGAGCACCCCACAUGAACGGCGUURCGAGAAAGCCAUCAGCACCCGUCAAGAAGCCAUACGUGCCAGCCAAGAAAGCACCCAACGGCGUCGCGAGGCCAUCUUCGUACGCGCAAAAAGCAGCCACGCCUGUCCAAAACAAGGCGGCAUCAAUCGCAGGAGACAACGCGUCAGGCGGAGGUGUGACAUCUGCAUACGCCAUUAUGGCGUCAAGAAUCGCGAACCGGGUGGCAGAGAUGGCAGAGAGCAUCACGUUUGUGGAGAGACCUCAACCUCAACAUCAGCAGCCAGCGUCGCCUGCCCCAGUGGAGGAGAAGAAGAAGCCUCGAAAGCUGGAGAUGCGCCUGAACCAGUCGUCGGCUGACUCCAUUGCCUUCUCCGCUCCGUUCCUAGACAACACGCUCCAGAAGAUGCUUCAGCUCCAGAAUCGCAUGCUGAAGACGACUGCCGAGCUAUCAAAGGCCGAUGGAGUGACGGAUGCCCUGGUCAAGGAGCACGCAUCGCAGAGCGCAGAGCUGAGCAGGAUCAUCGCACUCAUCUGCGCAGAGAAGGCGCGGCAAGGGGCAUGA
This is a messenger RNA of Ramularia collo-cygni, 585 nucleotides long. RefSeq lists its product as uncharacterized. Bases 1 to 585 code for a protein of 194 amino acids. The record is from RefSeq and is a predicted model, not a curated record. The transcript is spliced from 2 exons. NCBI's taxonomy places the organism in Eukaryota, Fungi, Ascomycota, Dothideomycetes, Mycosphaerellales, Mycosphaerellaceae.